AUGGCAAUAUGGCCACCAACAAGCACCUCUAAUGCCACCCUAUUAGGUCUCUUUCCAAACGCAAGAAAUGCAAAUGAAACUUCAGAAUUCUCUGUUCAUUCUCGUGCGAUGUUUCAAGCAGCUAUCAUACUUUCCCAACAAUAUAAUAUCACUAUUGAAGGUCAACUCAUACAAUAUCAAUCAGUACAAACUGAUGGAGAUGUAAUUAAUAUUCUUAGUCAAACAUGUCAAGCAGUUUCUUCUUCAAACAUUCUUGGUAUUAUUGGUCCAGCAUAUUCUCAAGAUGCUCAUCAAGUUGCUACUUUCGCUAAAAAAAUUGGUAUACCUGUCAUUUCAUAUUAUGCAACUGAUCCUGCACUCUCAGAUCGUUAUACUUAUCACACUUUUUAUCGAACAGUUCCUUCGGAUAAUACAGCUGCCCUCGCAAUUACCAAAUUAUUUCUUCGAUAUAAUUGGACAUCAUGUGUCAUUAUUUAUCAAAACGAUGCAUUUGGUGAAGGUGGAGCGAAGAUUAUCAGUGAAACAUUUACUAAAUAUAAUCUCAUCGUUCGAGAUUCUGUUAUCUUCGAUAUUGUUACAUUAAAGAUUAAAGAUGAUUUAAAAGGCACUCUAAGAAAUAGUGCAACUCGAAUUGUUGUUCUAUGGGUUUCUGCACAAUUUAUACAAUUAGUUUUACAAAAUGCUCUUGAUUCUGAUGUUCUUGGUCCACAAUUUACAUGGAUAGUUCGUGCAACUGUUCCACUUACUUCAUUUAAUCGAUCAUUGUAUGACAAAUUAGUUGGUAUGUUGAGUAUUGAACCUGUUACAGGAAGUAUCGUUGAUGCACCAACCAAUACAACAUUGUUAAACGCUGCCUAUCAACUUUGGCAACAAUAUGAACCAGAAACAGUUCCUGAUCCAACCAAAGUCAACCCAUAUGCAUUAUUUGCAUUUGAUGCUACAUGGUCAUUAAUUCUAUCAUUACAAAAGCUUUGUGCCACAACUCAAAAUCAGUCAUGUUUAUCAUUUACUGGAUCAUCAUAUUGUUUUGAUCGUCACUUUAUUCAUUCUAACUCACUGUUGAAUACAAUUAAUUCAAUAGAGUUUGUUGGAGUUUCAGGUCCUAUACGAUUUAGUGAAAAUACAACUGAUCGAAUCAAUGGUUCAUAUUAUUAUGCACAAAAUAUUCAAUUCAGUGCAAAUGAUAUUCUUUUUGCUCCUGUGUUAAAAUAUGCAUAUCCAUAUGAUUGGACAGGAUAUUCACUGGCAGGAGCGAAUAUUAUCAGUUGGCCAGGUAAUUCAUUGACUAUUCCAACGGAUCAAGCAAAACUUGCAGGCGUUACUUUACGGAUUGCUGUAUUGGAAACACCACCAUUCACAAAGCAAGAUACUACCAUAGAUUCAUCUGGAAAAAAUGUAACAAAAUUAAUUGGUUAUCUACCUGAUUUAAUCGAACUUCUACGUAGUCGCAUGGGAUUUAUUCCAGAUAUUCGAAUAGUACCGCCAAAUAUGACUUAUAAUCAGUUAGUUCAGUUAGCAGCCGAUGGUGUUUAUGAUAUUGUCGUUACUGAUCUAGCAAUUACUAGUGCACGAAGAGAAAUUGCUGGAUUUUCUACUCCUAUAUUUGAUCAUGCACUAUGUAUUAUAAUGCGAAAAGAAUCUGCUACUAAGAUUGAAUUAUUAUCAUAUUUAAAACCAUUUUCACGAAAUCUAUGGUUAAUGGUUUUAGGUGCAUGUGUUUUAGCAAGUAUUUCACUUUGUCUACUAGAGAAACAGGACAAUGACUCAUUACAAGAACGAUCAAUUCCUUCUGCAGGUUUAAUGAGUUUAUGGUAUUCAAUUGGAACAGUAAUGGGAUAUGGAGUUGAUUAUCAUGUGAAAACAGCUGCUGGACGAUUGUUAACUAUUGGUUUAUAUCUGUUAUGUUUAGUCUUAGUGGCAUCUUAUACUGCUAAUUUAGCAUCUGAUUUAACAAUCAAGAAGUCGCAAAGUAUUAUUGAAGGUCUUGAUGAUAUUAUAAAGGGAAAAAUUUCAUUUAAUCGUAUUGGUAUUCUCUCAGGUUCGGCUCAUGUAGAUUUUUACUUACGAGAAGUCUCUAAUGGAAAUCGAAAUUUUUAUCCAAUAAAAAGUAUACAAUAUUUAUACGGUAGUUUAUUCUUAAAUACUAUUGAUGCUGCUUUCAUAGCUAUGCCUAGUGCACAAUAUGUUACCAAUAAUAUUUAUUGUAAUUUAACAAUAGUUGGACAAGGUUUCAAUAAGGGUGUAAUUGGUAUUGUUACACCUAAACAAUGGUUAUAUGCUAAAGAUUUAGAUGUUAAUAUUUUAGCAUUAAGAGAAGCAGGUGUGUUGGAAAAUUUAAGAGCAAAAUGGUUCGAAUCUAGCACGUGUCCGGCAACAGAGGAAGAGUCUACUGCAUUGGGAAUUGAUUCAAUGAGUGGAUUAUUUCUUACAUUUGCAAUUAUCUGGAUUUUAUCAUUAUUAAUAUUUAUAUGGAAAAAACGAUUUAUUUGCAAAAAAUGUCGAUGUUUAUUAAAACUUCGAAAGAGAUUGUUUUUCAAAGGAAGAAUUCAGAGGAUAAGUCCUCCUAAUAACAAUCAAAACUCUGUAUCUUCUCCAUCUAAUAUCUGA
Molecule: messenger RNA, 2607 nt
Organism: Adineta steineri
Lineage: Eukaryota; Metazoa; Rotifera; Eurotatoria; Adinetida; Adinetidae
Source: the annotation of a GenBank genome assembly